AUGAGAUCCAAGUUCUACAAAAAAUGUAAAUCGUUGUUGAAGCUUUCAAAGACGAGGCUGGAGACAGUGAAGAAGAAGAAAUCAGUGGUGUAUACAUAUCUGAAGAAUGAUCUUGCUGAACUUCUCAGAAAGGGGCUUGACUUAAAUGCAUAUGGCAGGGUAGAAGGGUUUCUGGCAGAGAAAAACAUGACAUUCUGCUAUGAGUACUUGGAACAGUGCAUUUCCACCAUCUAUAGUAACCUCUCAAACAUGGAGAAUCAGAGAGAAUGCCCUAGUGAAUGCAGAGAAGCUGUUGCAACUCUGAUGCAUGCUGCAGCUAGAUUUGCUGACUUGCCAGAAGUACGCGAACUCAGAACUGUAUUUACUGAAAGAUUUGGAAGUUCCCUGGAAAGUUUUGUCAGUAAAGAGUUUGUUGCAAAGUUGAAUCCAGAGCACCCCUCACAGGAGAGAAAGAUUCAGAUACUGGAGGAAGUGGCACAAGAAUUAUCCAUUCUGUGGGAUCCUCGGUCUUUAAGAAAGCAAUUGUUUAAACCUGCACCAGCAGCGCAAAGCAAGCCUGUGCGAGAAGCUGUUCAUGAUAGCAGCAAUGACGGUUAUAAUAAGCAUAAAAAAAAGGAUGAUGCCUUACAAGUUAGGGAAAGCCACGAUAGUGAGAAAAAAAUGAGUGAUGUGAGGGUUCAGGAUGUGCCAUCAUCAAACAGAAGGAAGGAUACUGACUAUGAUGGAUACAAUCAGCAUAAAAAGAACAGUGAUGGUUUACUGGUAACGGACAGCCGCAAUGGUGACAAAAAAAUGAGUGACGAGAGGGGGGCUAAUGUGACAACAUCUAAUACAAGGAAGGAUACCCUUUAUGAGAGGUACAAUGUGCCUAGCGGUAGUGAAGAUGAAGCCCUUUCGAAUCAUAGAAGAGGAGACAGCAGCACCAGCCAAGACAGCCAACGGACUGGUUUUAGUUCAGCAGGAAGUUUUUCUGAAGAUGAAGUUGAUAGCAGGAAGCCCGUUCACAAUGGACUUAUCCCUCCUUAUGUUGAACACAGUAAUGCGAAGGGAGGAAACAAUGUAAUGGAACCCACGAGAUCAAAUUAUAAUUUAAAUGCACAACAAUAUAAGUACAAAGAUCCCCCAUAUACGAAAAGCAACUUGAAACCGCCACCAGGUCGUGAAAUGGCUGGCAAUGGAGUGGCUCGCAAAGUAAGUCCCCGUUUGCAGGCGAUGCUCAACGAUGGUGGGGAUGUGAGAGAUGAAGAGGAAAAGAAAAUUGAUCAACUGCUGAUGCAUUACAGUAAGAAGAAGACCCCGGGGCAAGAAAGUGAUGACACAUAUGAAGCCACUAGGCACAAAAAUACAAGAACAGAUCCACUGGGAAAUCAAUACGAGGAAACUGACGGGGUGGUAAGGCACAUAAAUGCAAAGUCUGAGGCGGCGGCAGCAGGUCAUGUGCAUCCAAAACUGCCGGAUUAUGAUGAUUUGGCCGCAAGGCUUGCGGCUCUUAGAGGGCGAUAA
Molecule: messenger RNA, 1503 nt
Organism: Mangifera indica (mango)
Lineage: Eukaryota; Viridiplantae; Streptophyta; Magnoliopsida; Sapindales; Anacardiaceae
Exons: 6
Coding region: 1-1503 (500 amino acids)
Biological process (GO): protein transport
Source: RefSeq, a predicted model, not a curated record